This is a messenger RNA of Rotaria sp. Silwood2, 258 nucleotides long. The record is from the annotation of a GenBank genome assembly. Lineage: Eukaryota; Metazoa; Rotifera; Eurotatoria; Philodinida; Philodinidae.
AUGAGUACAGAUAAGGAUAUCGAAAAUGCUGUUAUUAAGAUUGUUGCUAGCUCAUUAAAAAUAGAGGAAUCAAAAAUAACUCCUGACUCUAGAUUUAUUGAAGACCUAAGAGCAGAUAGCUUAGAUACUGUUGAAUUAAUGAUGGCAAUAGAAGCAAAAUUUAAGCACGAUAUACCCGAUGAAGAUGCAAGCAAAAUUCUAACUGUUGCUGAUGUAAUACGUUAUAUAGAAAGUAAGCAACCUGCAGCUGGAGGCUAA